This is a messenger RNA of Naegleria gruberi, 2268 nucleotides long. RefSeq lists its product as uncharacterized. Bases 1 to 2268 code for a protein of 755 amino acids. The record is from RefSeq and is a predicted model, not a curated record. The transcript has a single exon. Lineage: Eukaryota; Heterolobosea; Eutetramitea; Acrasida; Naegleriidae.
AUGCACAUCAGCUUUACGAUUUCAUUGGUGUUGUGUUUAGUUCAACUACACUGUGUGAUUUGUAGUUGUGGGUUAAAGACAGCGAGUAUUGGUCAAUUGAAGGAAAUUUAUGGUCAACAACCAAUUCAGAUAGUUUCGUCCAAUGAAACUAUUAUUGCAAUAGCUCUUAAAGGUUAUUCAACUACUACACCAAGAUCACUAUUUGAAAACAAGAGAAUCAUUCUAUUUACUCCAAAUUCUGAUUUUUACUCAGUUUCCGACCAACGAUUGAAAAUAUUAGAAAGUUCCUUUAACACAUUAUUAGAAAUUUAUAAUAUUUCAACUUCUGCAUAUGCUGAUAUCAAACCUAUUUCCAUUCUUUCAGCUGUUAGAAUCAACUCUGAUUGCGUGUUUGGAAGUAUUCUUGUUGAUUAUUGGUCAUCAAAUGAAGGUCCAAUUAUCAUAACAACUGACAGAGAAAUGCCAAAGGUUUUGAGGUUGAUUAGAGGAAAUAACAAGCUAGGUAGAUACCUACAGGUUGAAGAUUUAAAUGUUGUGAGAUUGGCACCAUUGUUCUUUUCAUAUUCCAACAGUCUAGAUCAAAACCAAAUCUCAUGUGUCACUGAUUAUUUUAACAACUUCACUACAACAUGUGAUUCAUUAAUUAGAUUGUGCAGAGAAGAAGUGAAAGGGGAUUCUUACCGUACUUCAUGUUAUUUGAAUCACGAUUAUUGUCUGUUUAGGUCAUCAAAAAUUUCUCUAUCAAAUUCUAGUUUCGAAUUUAAUAAUUUUGUGAAAUAUCUUCAAAGCAGUUACCCUCAAAUCACAUUGUAUACAAACGAAACAAUUUCAAGUAUUGGAAUCUCCAAUAUCACCCUUUCUUACAUGAACAGUGAAGUAUAUGAAUGUUCAUCCUCCACCUGUGCCUUUGAACCUGUUAAAUAUGAAGAAAUCCAAGGUGUUUAUGCAAUUUUUUUUCUAUGUAUCUACUAUAUUGGUCUGUUAUUGACAUUUAAUACUAAAUCCAUCAAAAUUAGAUUGGCUGUUCCAUACCUUUGCCCACUCUUUGUUAUUAUGCGAAACAUUUUCCAGAUUAUGGUAUUUACUGCCAAUUGCACUCGAUUGUAUAAUGGAAUAGCCAAUGCAGUUGUAAUGUAUCCUGUAUUCCUGUAUUUUAUAACAGUUGUGAGAUAUUUCUAUCUGAGAAAUUUGUUUACAAUAAUUUCAAAAUCUGAUCAUUUCAAAUUUUUCAAGUUUUUGGGAAAGAAGUGGUUAGGAUUAGUUACAAGUGUAACAGUACCUUUUAUUCCUCUUGGAGCUUCGGUUCUCAUGAUACUAGAAAAAGAAGUUUACCUUACUUCCUAUUUGGGAUAUUUCAGAAAUGCACCUCUUGGUGCUGUCAUUAUUCUAUGUAUUGUAAUUGGUUUAAUAUUCUUGCUAUUGGAUAUGAUUGGAAAUCGAAGAAAGAUCAAAAAGAAAGGAAUAUACUACUACUUUUUCUUUGAUGAUCCGUUCUAUAUCAAGAUAGACUUGUUACUCAUAUUUUUACUCCUCGUACUCACAAUUAUCACCCUGUUAGUGUAUAAUAAUCAAUUUGCCAUUGGAGUAUUGACAGUUCUAUUUUCAUUGACUUGUUAUUUAAUUCUUGGUGGAAGUGCAAUGAUUAUUGAAAUUUAUAGAAAAAUAAGUAAAUUACUUUCUUCAAACAGAGGCAAUGAACCAAAAGGAAAGAGAACAUUGGAAUCCAGAUUGGAAGAUGUGAAUUUGAUGAAAUUAUUGAGAAAGUUUGCAAAGAAGGAAUUUUCAAUUGAAAAUGUAAUGUUAUAUGAAAUGUUAAUAUCAUUGGAGAAUAAGAAAAGCCCAUCUUCAGGUAAUGAUAGAUCGAAAUCAAGUAUGGGAGCAUCUACUGACUCAUUGCCUACAUCCAAUUCAAGAACCUCACGAACAUUUAGUUCAAGUUCCCUCGUCAAUUCUGCAGAUUCAUUCUUAACUUUCGAACAGGCUGCCCAAAUUGAAGAGCUCUAUAUGAGAAAUUAUUCCAAGUUUGAGGUCAAUUUUCCAAACUCUACUAAAAAGGCAUUUUACAAAUGGUUUGAAGAGAAGAAACAAGUUUGUGAGCAAACACCAACUGCAAACUCAAUCCCUUACUCUGAAUUGAGAGAAAUCCUCAUCUUUGAAGUCAUUAAGAAUGUAUCUGAUACCUUUUCUAGACUUGAGGAAACAGCAGAGUACAAAAAGUGGCUCAAACUCACAGAACUUCAAAAGGAAAAUGAAUUAUAUGACUUUUAA